UUGUGGCUUGUGGCUAGUGGGCACAAUGGGUGAUGCAUGAUGGCCCACGUAAAAUACAUCUACUACUUCUAAUAAAAUAAAAUAAUUUUAAGUCAUUUGUCAUAGUUUUAACCUAUUACUUGCCACUUGGCAAUUGACUAAUCCAUAUGUUCUUCUAAUGACCGUCAAAACCACAUCCCUCAGUUUUCUUUUCUUUUCCUUCUUCUUUCUCUAACCUAAUUAAUUCACCACCGUUUCACAAAAAAAUCUCUUCAUCUUCGCUCCAAUCAUCUUCCCAAAAUACAUUUGGUUUCCUUAUAUAACAAUGAAAAUCGCUGGAUCUACAUAUAUUCUUUGGAUUCGAGUCUUCUGGUUCUUCAUCGACGCAUACGUUUUCUUUUUUCGGCGAUUCAGAGAUUCUGAAAUAUAUAUACAAAUCCGUAUUUACUAUGGGUGAUAGUUCAUCAAGUUACAGAGCACCCUGGUUCUGUAGGGAAAUGAAUCGAGCAGACCAACUUAUUAUGGCCAUUCCAGAUGACGCUGCGUCUAAACUAUGGGGUGUUGACAAAGGCCCUACUAAUGUUACGAUACACACUGAAGAUGGCUGUGUCUUUAAUGUUUUUUUAAGCGCUUCUAAAGGGAAGAUAUUUUUUUUUCAUGGUUGGUCCAAUGUUGUAGUACACUUGGGACUAACCAAAGGAUGUUUGGUAGUUUUUAAUCCACUAGAUCCUACUACUUUUAAAUUAACAAGUUUCGUUGAUGGGGUUAGUCGUGGCUCUUCCUGGACAUAUAUGCUCUCUCCGUCAUGUAAUUUUUAUGACAUCCCUCAAAGUACUUUGCCCAAAAGUUACGAUUAUUCCUCAAAUGAUGUAACCUCUACUGUAAUGAUAGACAACAAAACAUUUAACGUUUCCAUUGUAACAUAUGACGGUAAAGUCGGUUUUACCGUUGGUAUGGACGUAAUUGUUAGUCUGUUUCAGUUGGAGGUUGGUUGUUUAUUGUUAUUUACUAAAGGUUUUGGUCAUUUUUUCUAUUUAAAAGUUUUUGGAAAAAACGGUGUUGAAAUCAAUUAUCCUGAUUUAGAUGCUGAUGAGGUAAAUUACAUAUUGAUAGUUAUUUAUACAUUUUAUAUAUAUGCUAAUUGAUUACAAGUUAUAUUUAUUAAUUUGCAGGCUGAAGUUGCACCCUUAGAUGCUGAAAACGAACCUGAUGAACACAUAGAUGGUUGUGUUACUCGGUUUGUUCGUAUGGCUGGUGAAGAUUAUUUUAGACUCCCUGAUCCUGUUUCACGCAAGGCUAAACUUCACAAAGGUUUAAAGGAUUUGAACAUAAGAUUUUUGCAUAUGGAUCCUCCACUGCAAAUUACCAACGGUACAAGACGUGAAAAAAGAACCAACGGUCGUGGUUAUCGAUACGCUUUAACCUGUUGGAAGAAGUUCAUGAAAGCCGCUCGAAUUAAGGUCCGUGACCAGGUUCACUAUUCUUUUGAUGAAAAUGAGCAGGUUUUGAGUGUUGAGAGGGUUGUACCUUACGUUAAGCGUAGUAAUUAGUUA
Messenger RNA from Helianthus annuus (common sunflower), 1532 nucleotides. RefSeq lists its product as uncharacterized. The record is from RefSeq and is a predicted model, not a curated record. Lineage: Eukaryota; Viridiplantae; Streptophyta; Magnoliopsida; Asterales; Asteraceae. The coding region runs from base 429 to 1124 and encodes 231 amino acids. The transcript has 6 exons.